AUGAAUCGCACUGAAGGGUUGGUGCAACGUAAGAAAAAAGAAAAUAAUUCUGAUGGAAGCAGGGAAAAUGACGAUGUGGACGAUAAGAAAAACGAUAAAAAUUAUGAUGACGGCGAUUCAAAGGAAACCCGAUUAACACUCAUGGAAGAAGUAUUGCUGCUAGGACUCAAGGAUAAAGAAGGUUACACAUCAUUUUGGAAUGACUGCAUUUCUAGUGGUCUCAGAGGCUGCAUUUUGAUUGAACUGGGUUUAAGAGGUCGUGUUGAAUUAGAAAGAGCUGGUAUGAGAAGAAAAGGAUUAUUAUCUAGAAAGGUUAUUGUGAAAUCAGAUAACCCUACUGGUGAUGUUUUACUAGAUGAAGCCUUGAAACACAUGAAGGAUACUGAGCCACCAGAGACUGUACAAAGUUGGAUAGAAUAUCUCAGUGGUGAAACAUGGAAUCCAAUGAAAUUAAAAUAUCAACUGAAAAAUGUGCGUGAGAGACUGGCUAAAAAUCUUGUAGAAAAAGGUGUACUUACAACUGAAAAACAAAACUUCUUAUUAUUUGAUAUGACAACUCAUCCACUGACAGAUAAUGUUGUAAAAUGCCGCUUAGUUAAAAAGGUUCAAGAAGCUGCACUUCGUCGUUCUAUAGUUGACGUGGCACACGCUGACAAGCGAUCACUGGCUCUGCUUAUGCUCGCUCACUCUGCCGAUGUGCUAGAAAAUGCUUUCGCACCGCUCUCCGACGAAGACUACGAGUUGGCCACUAGGCGUGUCAGCAUCAGAUCACCGUCUGAGCCACUCGCGACGGAUACACAGCUGCGGAGCCUGAGUAACCCAGGGCUCCGUACUUUGCCCGGUCCUAUAGAACAUAUUUAC
Brenthis ino (lesser marbled fritillary) is the source of this 861-nucleotide messenger RNA. The record is from the annotation of a GenBank genome assembly. NCBI's taxonomy places the organism in Eukaryota, Metazoa, Arthropoda, Insecta, Lepidoptera, Nymphalidae.